This is a messenger RNA of Planococcus citri (citrus mealybug), 3497 nucleotides long. RefSeq lists its product as uncharacterized. The transcript is spliced from 3 exons. Bases 251 to 3199 code for a protein of 982 amino acids. NCBI's taxonomy places the organism in Eukaryota, Metazoa, Arthropoda, Insecta, Hemiptera, Pseudococcidae. The record is from RefSeq and is a predicted model, not a curated record.
CAAUAUGCAACUUCAAUUACAGAAUCUUUGUUGAUCUUUUUCCUUGCCCUUGGCCCUUGGCCUUUGUUUGAUCUUAUCAGUUAUCAUCCAUGUUGGCUAUACUGUCUAUAAUGUUGGCGUAGGUAAUGGCGUAUCAGUAAUUCAGUAUCUUGCAUCUAAUCUAAUUUUAUUUUGUUGAAAUUCAUCUUUAGUGUAGUGGACGGCUGAUUAUUUGUGAAAAAAAUCUUCCAAGUUCACAAUCAAGAUAACCAUGAGCGAUUACGACGAAAGUGUAGACGGGCUGGCAGAAGAUGAGGAAUCUGCCGAAUCUGAAAGCAGUGAUGAAAUCGACGAAGAAAGCGAAUAUGCCGACUAUCUGAGAAUGAAUUGGGGUUGGGAAUUCGAUGGCGACACUAACUUCGAUCGCAAGUGCAAACGAUGCAAAACUGAAGACUCUUAUAAAUUCGUGACUAUAAAUCCGGUAAUUCUAACCAACGUUCCCAAAUUAAUGGAUAUGGCUUCUGUUACGGUUGCAGCAAGUCUAUGGAAUCACAUCAAUGUUCCUAAAGCUGUACGCAGUGUAAGCGAUAGAUGUACGAAAAGAAGCACCCAAUGGAGCUCAUUGUGCGGAGACGUAAUCGCAUUAGUCGCAAAGUUACCGGUUCCAAAACCAAUCGCCGAACAGAUCGAUCGAUAUGUACGCAAAAUGACCAACGAAAUAACCGCUUGGGUAUCGUAUCAUUAUAGAACGGUGUUUUUGAGAAAUGGGCUCGAUAAAUUCGUCUACAGUCUGGUUUAUCAUAUUGUUUGGUAUCCAAACGGUGCUAUCGACUGCGUUCAAACUGCCAGAAGUAUGAUGACGUCGAUGAGAUUGAGCGAUGUUGAAAAAUUCCGAUUUUUAUGCGUGUAUUGUUUGUACGAUGACAUGAAUGAAAUGUCGCCGCUGAUGUAUUUGGACAAUACUAUAGAUUACUUGAGCUGUAACGAAGAUACUUUGAUUUUUUAUUGGUAUUGUUAUUUUAGAAAUGAAUUGGACCAGAUUCCGGGAUACAAUCAGAAUGUAUCUAUCAACAUUUACAUGUUACAUCAUGAUAAAGUCGAUAAUUGGCCAGCCAAAGAGUAUUUUUUCGAUCGACUAGCAUACGACGAGCAAGCACGAGAAGCUAUUCGGCUGAUUGACAAUCAUGGCGCCGUUUACCAGAAAGCAGUAUUGCUGAAAUUGGAUGAAACGCAGCGUCUGCACGUUUACAUGGAACGAGCUACGCAAGUGAUCGUGAAUUACGCUCGUCCUCGCAUCAGUUCGAGAUUUAUUCUUCAGACGUGGUUCGAAGCUCGGAAUUUGAUAAGCAAAGAUCAGUUUUUGAUUUUAUUUCGACAACUGUUGAACUCAGAAGUGAAAGAUGUUCUCCUGAUGGAGAUUUGGGCCAGUGCUAACGAUGAUUUCAAACAACACGUAGUCUGCGCUAAUGUUCAUGAAAUUAUCAGAAAUGUAUUGAUAGUAUGGAAGUGGCGCGACGAUUGUGAUUUCAUAUUUGUUUUGUUACAAGAUGCCAAUGCUACGAUGAAAAAAUCAAUCACAAUGCAAGCAUUUUUCAACGAAUACUGCAAAAGAUUAAUAAGGAACAGCAAAUGUGAAGAGCUUGAUCGAUUGCUGGUAUUCUGUUUGCCUGAUACCGAAGAUUUGGCUCAAUUUAAAAUGAACUUCGUGUAUGGUUCGGAAUCUGAUUUUUUCAAUGAACAAUGCGGAAUAUUAUUGAUUAGCAGUAAGUUUCACGAGCUCAAUCAGUUGCUGGAAUUUUGUUUUUCCGACGCCGAGGUUUUGCUGAACUUCAAAAAGAACUUCAUCAAUAAUUCGAAAAAUAACAUUAUCAGUAGGCAUUGCGAAAGAUUAUUAACGAGCGGUAGAUUUCAAGAGGUUGGCGUAUUGCUGGAAUUUUGUUUUCCCGACGCUGAGGAUUUGCUGCAGUUUAAAAUAAACUUGGUGAAUAAUUCGAAGCAUACUAUUAUCAAAUUGCAUUACGUAAGAUUAUUAACGAGCAGUAAAUUUCAAGAGCUUGAUCAAUUGCUGGAAUUUUGUUUACCUGAUGCUGACCAUUUGGCAAAAUUUAAAAGAAACCUCGUGUACAGUUUGGAGUUUUUCCUUUUCGACACCCACUGCGAAAAAUUGUUGGUGGAUGGUAAAUAUCAAGAGUUCGAUCAGCUGCUGAAAUUUUGUCUUCCCGACGUCGAGGAUUUUCUGCAGUUUAAAACGAACUUCAUGAAUAAUUCAAAACGUAACCUCAUCCAUACGCAUUGCGAAAACUUAUUAAUGAACUGUAAAUUUAAAGAGCUUGAUCGACUGCUGGAAUUUUGUCUGCCUGGCGCUGAUAAUUUAGCCCAGUUUAAAGUGAACCUCGUGAAGAAUUCGAAACAUGUUAGAAAAACCUGCUUGGCGUUUUAUUCCUCAGGUGAUUUAAAGGGUUUGAAUGAUUAUCUCAAACGACUUUUAACCUCUGAUGCUGUGGUCCAGUAUAAAAAGGAUUUGAUAACAUCUUCGCACGGAAUAGACACGUGUGUUGGUCUGAUGGAUACAAAAUUUUCCAGCCUGAAUGGAAUUUUACAGGACGUUCCGAUUUCGAUAACUGAGUUUAAAAAGACGAUGAUUUUUUCAUCUGCGGCUAUUUCUAAACUAACCGAUUCAUUAUUGAAUAAUCGUUUGAACGUCGUACAAUUCUGUAUUGAUCGUUAUCUCAUCUCCACUGAUGAUAGAUACGCGUUGAAGAAGCAAUUGAUUGGCGAUAUUACGCAGCUAAUGCAGGCGGUAUUGAGUAAAAACGAUGAAUCGUAUUUGCAAACAGUUUUGGUUUGGUGGUUUGGAAGUGAAAAUGCCGUGCAAGAGUUCAAACGCACGUUGGACUUGGAUUCAAUUUUCAUCAGUGUAUUGAAAGAUUGUGUGUUUCUCGAGUACCAUCAUUAUUUGACGCAAUGCAGGUUUAAAUAUGGUAUCUGGAGCGACUUCGACGUUCUCGAUCGGUUUUUAAAUUGGUAUUUUCAGUCGCCGGUGAAAAUAAAAGAGUACAAAAUGAAGAUUAUUCAUUCGUAUUCGAAAAUAGAUAUGUUCCAGACUUUAUUGAGAGGAAAUCGAGGCGAUAUGCAGUUGAAAGAGGUGUUACAAUGGUUUUUCAAAAAGGACACCGCCGAAAUUGCUAAAUUCAAAAGGCGUCAAAAGGCGUGCUGGUAAAAGUAAAAUUACUAAUCUUAUUUAGAUAGUUUAUUGUAUGUAUGUGUUUUUUUUUGUUGGUUGAGUUGGAUGUAUUGUUUUUUAUUAUUGUCUUUUUUAAAAGUUAUUCUUUGCUUUUUUUGUUGUGAAUUGACUAUGAUUAUAAAGUACCUAAAUUCCUUACGUUAUUAUUAGCUUUUAUUGUUAUUUUUGUGCGUUUUUCAUCAAGAAUUAACUUAUCAUGUUAAGUUGGUAUCCAUGACUUUCUGAAAAUUUAAAACUUGUUUCGAUUUUUCAAAUUAAAGUAUGUACUACGAUA